UACUAUACAGCUAUUCAAUGAUUGGUUUGGUGUAAUGAAUACGAAAUUGCCUAAGGAUACAUUUUUAAGCAUUUAUGGUUUAGAGUUGGAAAAACAAAAUCAUAUUUUCAAUCAAAUGAAUGAGUUUACUAAGACAAUGAGAGUUCAUCAGAAGCAAAAAAUAUACAAGUGUGGAACUCGACCUAAAACAAAAUUACAUAAUGAACAAACGUUGAAACUAUUUCAAAAAGGUAGUAUUAUUAAAGACGGAACUGAAAUUACUUCAGAUGAUUUGCCAGAUAGCACUUUUGAGAAUACUGAAGAAUUGGCUACAGUAGAAUCUGGUUUAGGUUGUACUCAAAUUGAAAUUCUUUCAGAAAAUAUGGAUUUACUAAAUGAUUUUGAAUCUGAAUGUACACAGAGUAAUAACAUCGUCGAGGAAGAUUGAUUAGAGUAUGUAUCUGAUUAUGUUGCUCAUCGUUUUGCAAAUGAGUUCCCAUGGUUGGCAAAAGGUACAUGUUCCAUAGAAGAUAAUGAAAAUUCUAAAACUUGGACAGAACAGAUCUCUAAAGAAAAUUUAACAAUACCUGAGCUGUUUAAAUCUACAAAAAGAUUAGAAGAUUAGUUUAAUAAAUUUCAUCGGAAUAGUUUAAGCAAAGAAUCAAAAAUUAUUAAGACAGUCACUGAGAUGCUACUUAAGAGAGAUGAAAAUUAUGUUGUUAACUUGCCACUUAAGGUUGCAGAAUGUCUUGUUCGUACAAGAACAUUUAUCAGGCUGAAUUAUC
Melanaphis sacchari is the source of this 764-nucleotide messenger RNA. RefSeq lists its product as uncharacterized. The record is from RefSeq and is a predicted model, not a curated record. Lineage: Eukaryota; Metazoa; Arthropoda; Insecta; Hemiptera; Aphididae. The coding region runs from base 35 to 427 and encodes 130 amino acids. The transcript has 3 exons.